UGUGACCUAUCCAAUAGCCUGCAAACCUUGACAAAAGAGAAUCUCUCUUUUUUUCUUUUUGCUUUUGUGGGCUUUGAGAGUAACGACUUCUUCCUUAUAAAACUGCCAACGCACUAACACCAAAAUCUUGUUAUCUUCGCUCCAUAUCUACCUCUACACCCUCUAUUUUCUCUUUACUAUUUUUUGUUCUUAACGGCUUUAUGUUUUGUGUGUGAGGAAAAGAGAGAGAGAGUAAGACAGCCAAAGAAAAUUUUUAAUUAUGGAAGAAGAAGAUAAGUAUAUGCCGGCAGACUCUAUGCAACAGCAAUAUUGUAGUGCAAGAAUUAUGUCACCGGAGAUUGUGGAGAUAGGAGAAGAUAGCUUGAGCGUUACUACAACUGGUGCUACUUCCACUGAUGUUUAUGUGGCUGUUGGCAAAGAUGAUUUACAUGUCCUCAAAUGGGCUCUUGAUCAUGUUGUUUCUCCCGGAGCUCGCGUUUUUCUUGUCCAUGUUUUUCCUCGUAUAACUUACAUCAACACACCAGUUGGAAGAUUAGCAAGGAGUCAAUUGAACGCCGAGCAGGUGAGGGUUUAUAUCAACGAAGAGAAUAACAGAAGAAGAAACCUCUUGCAUAAAUACAUCCGUCUGUGUACUGACGCCAAGGUGACGGCCGAGACAAUGCUCAUUGAGAGCGAUGUGACAGCCAAAGCAAUUCUUGAUCUCAUUUCUGUUCUCAACAUUACCAUCCUUGUCGUGGGAAGAAAACGUCCACCUUAUUCCAGGCCAUUAAGGAAAAAGUUGGGAAAAGGAGAAUUCGUCAAAAAGAAUGCUCCGGACCAUUGUGAGGUCUGCAUUGUUCAUGAUGGGAAGAAGGUUCAGGAGGGUCAAGAGGUAGCAGAGGUUCAUUCAUCGUUGCCUUCUAGACCUAGAAGGCUACAGAUUUCUCGUGCCGUUCAGCGAAACUUCUUCGAAUGUUUAUGCUUUUCAGGCAAGUUUGAUCGGAGCUGAAAUGCAUGCUCCAAUGUACAAGAAUAUUUCUGUAUAAGUAGAAGCAGCCCUUAGAUCAAUUGAACAAAUAGAACUGUAGAAAUAAUGCCCAUGGUUAUACUGAUCUCAACUCCUACAUAUCUUUAUUUGAUGAUUUGGAACCACACAUGAUCUUAACAGAGGAUGAGGAGACGAACAAUAUUUUGUAAGAUAAAAAUGGACAACAUCGAUAUUAAUGUGAUGGUCAUUAGUCGUUACAUUUUCAAACCUUAUAUAUUUUCUUCUUAUUGUAAUUAGAUACUAUA
Pistacia vera is the source of this 1272-nucleotide messenger RNA. RefSeq names its product U-box domain-containing protein 33-like. Bases 260 to 988 code for a protein of 242 amino acids. The transcript is spliced from 4 exons. The record is from RefSeq and is a predicted model, not a curated record. NCBI's taxonomy places the organism in Eukaryota, Viridiplantae, Streptophyta, Magnoliopsida, Sapindales, Anacardiaceae.